Molecule: messenger RNA, 8052 nt
Organism: Bombina bombina (fire-bellied toad)
Lineage: Eukaryota; Metazoa; Chordata; Amphibia; Anura; Bombinatoridae
Gene: ACACA
Product: acetyl-CoA carboxylase alpha
Exons: 56
Coding region: 212-7198 (2328 amino acids)
Biological process (GO): fatty acid biosynthetic process
Molecular function (GO): metal ion binding; acetyl-CoA carboxylase activity; ATP binding
Source: RefSeq, a predicted model, not a curated record
CGUACCGAAGUAACCUUGAUCACACCACCAAUGUGAUGUCGCUCACAAGCUGGGGGGCGGAGAGGUGUCUCCCGGAGACUGGGCAAUACCAAUGAACCUGUUUAAAGACGUCUGAAAAAAAGCAUCCUUUUCCCAGGGCCUUUAUUCAUUCAUUCCACAGUAAUUUACCGCCGCAGAAGCUGAGCUGUAAUCUUCAGUCACUCAAGGAGACAUGGAGGAACCCCCACCUCAUUCAAAGCUGCUUGACCUAAAUCAACACUCUCGUUUCGUUAUUGGCUCAGUGUCGGAAGACAAUUCGGAAGAUGAAUUUAGUUCUCUGGUUAAAUUAGACCUUGAAGGAAUAGAGAGAUCUUCAUCACCAGCGUCCGUAUGUUCAGAUACUCUCUCUGACAUGGGGAUAUCAAGCUGCCAAGAGAGUCUACAAAUGAGACCUAGCAUGUCUGGUUUACACCUUGUGAAGCAAGGUCGGGAUCGGAAAAAAAUAGAUUUGCAAAGAGAUUUCACAGUUGCCUCACCAGCUGAAUUUGUCACCCGUUUUGGAGGAAAUAAAGUUAUUGAGAAGGUGCUUAUUGCCAAUAAUGGAAUUGCAGCUGUGAAAUGCAUGAGGUCAAUCCGAAGAUGGUCAUAUGAGAUGUUCCGAAAUGAGAGAGCCAUCCGUUUUGUUGUAAUGGUAACUCCAGAGGACUUGAAAGCAAAUGCAGAAUAUAUCAAGAUGGCGGAUCAUUAUGUCCCUGUUCCUGGAGGUCCAAAUAACAACAACUAUGCCAAUGUAGAGCUCAUCCUUGACAUUGCUAAGAGAAUCCCUGUUCAGGCUGUAUGGGCCGGAUGGGGUCAUGCGUCAGAGAAUCCAAAACUCCCUGAACUUCUCCACAAAAAUGGAAUUGCAUUCAUGGGUCCACCUAGUCAAGCAAUGUGGGCUUUGGGCGACAAAAUUGCAUCUUCCAUUGUGGCCCAAACAGCUGGAAUACCAACCCUUCCAUGGAGUGGCAGGGGUCUGACCGUAGACUGGCAGGAAAGUGAUCUGAACAAACGAAUCCUCACUGUUCCUCAGGAAGUGUAUGAAAAGGGAUAUGUAAAAGAUGUAGAUGAUGGUUUAAAGGCAGCAGAGGUUGUAGGAUACCCUGUAAUGAUAAAGGCAUCAGAGGGAGGCGGAGGAAAAGGAAUCCGAAAAGUGAACAACGCAGAAGAUUUUCCGAACCUCUUCCGCCAAGUCCAAGCAGAAGUUCCUGGCUCUCCAAUUUUUGUUAUGAGAUUAGCCAAACAAUCGCGUCAUUUGGAAGUGCAGAUUCUCGCCGAUCAGUAUGGCAACGCCAUAUCUCUCUUUGGGCGUGACUGCUCCGUGCAGAGACGUCACCAGAAAAUCAUUGAAGAAGCUCCUACAUCGAUAGCUACAGCCUCAGUGUUUGAGCAGAUGGAACAGUGUGCUGUGAAGCUUGCCAAGAUGGUGGGAUAUGUGAGUGCUGGGACGGUAGAAUAUCUCUACAGUCAAGAUGGUAGCUUUUACUUCCUGGAGUUAAACCCCCGUCUUCAGGUGGAACACCCAUGCACUGAGAUGAUUGCUGAUGUGAAUCUGCCGGCUGCACAACUCCAGAUUGCUAUGGGAAUCCCACUACACAGAAUCAAAGACAUCCGAAUGUUGUAUGGAGUGCCAGCCUGGGGAGACACACUCAUUGACUUUGACAACUCCUUAAACGCACCUUGCCCCAGGGGACACGUCAUUGCUGCCCGUAUUACAAGCGAGAACCCUGAUGAGGGGUUUAAACCAAGCUCAGGAACUGUACAAGAACUGAAUUUCCGCAGUAACAAGAAUGUGUGGGGCUACUUCAGUGUCGCUGCAGCUGGGGGCCUUCAUGAAUUUGCAGAUUCUCAGUUUGGACAUUGUUUCUCCUGGGGAGAAAAUAGAGAGGAAGCUAUCUCCAACCUGGUAGUAGCUUUGAAGGAGUUGUCCAUUCGGGGAGAUUUCCGAACUACAGUGGAGUAUCUGAUAAAACUUUUGGAGACAGAAAGUUUUCAGCAGAAUCGUAUUGACACAGGCUGGCUGGAUAGACUCAUUUCAGAAAAAGUGCAGGCUGAGCGUCCAGACACCAUGCUUGGUGUCGUUUGUGGGGCUCUGCAUGUAGCAGAUGUUGGCCUUCGGAAUAGUGUAUCAAAUUUCCUGCACUCUCUGGAAAGGGGUCAAGUGUUGCCGGCACAUACACUACUUAACACUGUGGAUGUGGAACUUAUUUACGAGGGGAAGAAAUAUGUUGUUAAGGUGACACGUCAGUCUCCAAAUUCCUACGUGGUCAUAAUGAAUGACUCCUGUGUAGAAGUGGACGUGCACAGACUGAGCGACGGAGGUCUCCUUCUAUCCUAUGAUGGCAGCAGCUAUACAACGUAUAUGAAGGAGGAAGUUGAUAGGUAUCGUAUCACGAUUGGAAACAAAACCUGUGUGUUCGAGAAGGAGAAUGAUCCCUCCAUUCUGCGCUCUCCAUCAGCUGGCAAGCUCAUCCAGUACGUGGUGGAGGAUGGUGGCCACGUGUUUGCAGGACAAUGCUUUGCCGAGAUAGAGGUGAUGAAGAUGGUGAUGACACUGACAGCUGGGGAGUCAGGAUGUAUACACUACGUGAAACGCGCUGGGGCUGUGUUGGAGCCUGGAUGUGUUAUAGCUAAACUUCAGCUUGACGAUCCCAGUCGGGUGCAACAGGCUGAUCUCCACACGGGACCCCUGCCUCUGAUUCAUUGCACUUCUCUUCGAGGGGAGAAACUCCAUCGUGUAUUUCAUUAUGUGUUGGAUAACUUAGUGAAUGUCAUGAACGGAUACUGUCUUCCUGAGCCUUACUUCAGCAACAAGUUAAAAGACUGUGUGGAGAGGCUGAUGAAGACACUUCGAGACCCAUCUCUUCCAUUGCUGGAGCUGCAGGACAUCAUGACGAGUGUGUCAGGACGCAUUCCCCCAAACGUGGAGAAGUCCAUUAAGAAAGAAAUGGCUCAGUACGCCAGCAACAUUACAUCAGUGUUGUGCCAGUUUCCUAGUCAGCAGAUUGCAAACAUCUUAGACAGUCAUGCGGCUACACUGAACCGAAAAUCUGAACGGGAGGUUUUCUUCAUGAACACACAAAGCAUUGUGCAGCUGGUGCAAAGGUAUCGUAGCGGUAUUAGAGGUCACAUGAAAGCUGUUGUCAUGGAUUUGCUUCGCCAAUAUCUGAAGGUCGAGACACAAUUCCAGCAUGGUCAUUAUGACAAGUGUGUCUUUGCUCUCCGAGAAGAGAAUAAAAGUGACCUUUCAAUGGUUCUGAAUUACAUCUUCUCCCACGCUCAGGUCACUAAGAAGAAUCUCCUUGUGACUAUGCUGAUUGAUCAGCUGUGUGGCAGAGACCCAACGUUAACAGACGAGUUGCUGAACAUCCUUAUAGAGCUUACCCAACUAAGUAAAACAACCAAUGCCAAGGUGGCACUGCGGGCCCGACAGGUUCUAAUUGCGUCACAUUUGCCAUCUUAUGAGCUCCGUCAUAACCAGGUGGAGUCUAUUUUCUUAUCUGCUAUCGACAUGUACGGACACCAGUUUUGCAUUGAGAAUUUGCAGAAACUCAUCCUGUCUGAAACUUCCAUUUUUGAUGUCUUGCCCAACUUCUUUUACCAUAGCAACCAGGUGGUGAGGAUGGCUGCCCUUGAGGUAUAUGUUCGCAGAGCAUAUAUUGCUUAUGAACUUAAUAGCGUGCAGCAUCGUCAACUGAAGGAUAAUACUUGUGUAGUUGAGUUCCAGUUUAUGCUGCCAACCUCUCAUCCAAACAGAGGGAACAUCCCAACGCUUAACAGAAUGUCAUUUUCAUCCAAUCUUAACCACUAUGGGAUGGUCCACGUUGCCAGUGUUAGUGAUGUCCUUUUUGACACAUCCUUUACGCCACCUUGUCAAAGGAUGGGCGGUAUGGUUGCAUUCCGGACCUUCAAUGAUUUUGUCAGGCUAUUUGAUGACAUCAUGAGCUGCUUCUCAGAUUCUCCACCUCAAAGUCCUAUCUUUCCUGAAGCUGGUCACCCGUUGUAUGAUGAAGAUGAUAAUAAGGGGGUUCCGUUUGAACCCUUACAUUCCGUUGCAAUUUCUUCUGCUAGAAGAGUUUCAGAUGAGGCCUUGGUAUGGUUAUGGAAUAUUUUUUGCCAAUCAAAAAAAAUGGUGUUAAUGGAUCAUGGUAUUCGACGGCUGACAUUCUUGGUAGCACAAAAGAGGGAAUUUCCAAAGUUUUUCACUUUCCGCGCACGAAACAAGUUUGAGGAAGACCGGAUCUACAGACAUUUGGAGCCUGCGCUGGCUUUCCAGUUAGAGCUGAAUCGUAUGCGCAAUUUUGACUUGACAGCAAUCCCUUGUUCUAACCACAAAAUGCACCUGUAUUUGGGCGCUGCCAAGGUGGAAGUGGGCACCGAAGUGACAGACUAUCGAUUCUUUGUGCGUGCCAUUAUACGUCACUCUGAUUUAGUUACCAAGGAAGCUUCAUUUGAGUAUCUCCAGAACGAGGGAGAACGUCUGCUACUGGAAGCCAUGGAUGAGUUAGAGGUGGCGUUUAGUAACACUAAUGUGCGCACUGACUGCAACCACAUCUUCCUAAACUUUGUGCCUACAGUUAUCAUGGAUCCUUCUAAGAUUGAAGAGUCUGUCCGUAGCAUGGUGAUGCGCUAUGGUAGCCGCCUCUGGAAGCUACGCGUUCUGCAAGCUGAAUUGAAGAUAAAUAUCCGCUUAACACCAACAGGCAAGCAAAUCCCCAUACGUCUCUUUCUGACCAAUGAAUCUGGCUACUAUUUGGACAUCAGCCUCUACAAAGAAGUGACAGAUUCCAGAACUGGACAGAUCAUGUUCCAAGCAUAUGGGGACAAACAAGGGCCACUUCAUGGGAUGCUUAUUAACACUCCGUAUGUGACAAAAGACCUGCUGCAAUCCAAACGUUUCCAAGCACAAUCCUUAGGGACCACAUAUGUGUAUGAUAUUCCUGAAAUGUUUCGUCAGGCUCUCAUCAAACUUUGGGAAUCAAUGGAUAACAAUGCAUUUCUUCCAAAAAGCCCAUUGCCUUCUGAUGUCCUCACCUACACUGAGCUGGUAUUGGAUGACCAGGGUCAGCUGGUGCAUAUGAACAGACUCCCUGGAGGAAAUGAGAUUGGUAUGGUAGCUUGGAAAAUGACUCUCAAAAGCCCUGAAUAUCCAGAUGGACGGGAUAUCAUUGUUAUAGGAAAUGACAUCACAUAUAGAAUUGGUUCUUUUGGUCCCCAAGAAGACCUGCUUUAUUUAAGAGCUUCAGAACUUUCUCGAUCUCAGGGGAUCCCUCGCAUCUAUGUUGCAGCAAACAGUGGAGCACGGAUAGGAUUAGCUGAAGAAAUCCGUCAUAUGUUCCAUGUCGCUUGGGAAGACCCUGUUGACCCUUAUAAAGGAUAUAAAUAUUUAUAUCUGACACCUCAAGAUUACAAGAAAGUCAGCGCUCUUAAUUCUGUGCACUGUGAACAUGUGGAAGAUGAAGGCGAGUCUAGAUAUAAGAUAACCGACAUCAUUGGUAAAGAAGAGGGUCUUGGUGUGGAAAACCUGAGGGGAUCAGGAAUGAUUGCUGGGGAGUCAUCAUUAGCCUAUGAAGAAAUCAUCACCAUAAAUCUGGUAACUUGUAGAGCUAUUGGCAUUGGAGCAUACUUGGUCAGAUUAGGUCAACGAACAAUCCAGGUGGAAAACUCACAUAUUAUCUUGACAGGAGCAGGGGCACUCAACAAAGUCCUUGGUAGAGAAGUCUACACAUCCAACAACCAGCUGGGAGGCAUACAGAUCAUGCACAACAAUGGAGUCACUCACACCACAGUGUAUGAUGACUUUGAAGGAGUCUUCACAAUUCUGCUGUGGCUUUCAUAUAUGCCAAAGUGCGUAUCCAGCCCUGUACCAAUUCUUACACCAAAAGAUCCUAUUGACAGGGCUAUCGAAUUUACUCCCACCAAAACUCCUUAUGACCCUCGAUGGAUGCUGGCAGGUCGUCCUCACCCUGCUCAAAAGGGGCAGUGGCAGUGUGGCUUCUUUGACUUUGGGUCAUUUUUGGAGAUAAUGCAGCCCUGGGCACAGACCGUUGUGGUUGGAAGAGCAAGACUGGGAGGAAUACCUGUAGGAGUGGUUGCCGUAGAAACAAGGACUGUAGAAUUGAGUAUACCUGCUGAUCCUGCAAACUUGGAUUCUGAAGCUAAGAUAAUUCAACAAGCCGGUCAGGUGUGGUUCCCAGAUUCUGCAUUUAAGACCGCACAAGCAAUUAAGGACUUCAAUAGGGAAGGACUUCCACUUAUGGUGUUUGCCAACUGGAGAGGUUUUUCUGGAGGAAUGAAAGAUAUGUACGAUCAAGUCUUGAAGUUUGGUGCCUACAUCGUGGAUGGUUUACGGGAAUACCGGCAGCCUGUACUUGUUUAUAUUCCACCUCAAGCUGAGCUUAGAGGAGGAUCGUGGGUAGUAAUUGAUCCUACAAUAAAUCCUCGACACAUGGAGAUGUAUGCUGACAAGGAGAGCAGAGGUGGUGUCUUAGAGGCAGAAGGAACUGUAGAAAUCAAGUUCAGGAGAAAGGAUCUGGUAAAGACCAUGCGUCGGGUAGAUCCAGUGUACAUGCUUUUAGCCGAAAAAUUAGGCACUCCAGAACUCAGUGUUAUUGAUCGGAAAGAACUGGAGACAAAGUUGAAAGAGAGAGAGGAGUUUCUUAUUCCCAUUUACCAUCAAGUAGCAGUGCAGUUUGCAGACUUGCAUGACACACCUGGGCGAAUGCAGGAAAAAGGAGUAAUCACCGAUAUUCUGGAGUGGAAAACAUCUAGAACCUUCUUUUACUGGAGAUUACGAAGGCUACUGCUAGAAGAUGUCGCCAAACAGAAGAUUCAAAACGCAAACCCUGAGUUGACAGAUGGCCAGAUACAAGCUAUGCUUAGACGCUGGUUUGUAGAAGUGGAAGGAACAGUGAAGGCAUAUUUGUGGGAUAACAAUAAGGAUGUUGUUGAGUGGCUGGAGAAACAGAUGACCGAGGAAGAUGGGGUUCGCUCUGUGGUGGAUGAAAACAUCAAGUAUAUCUCUAGAGACUAUAUUCUCAAGCAAAUACGCAGCUUAGUGCAAGAGAAUCCUGAAGUUGCAAUGGAUUCAAUAGUCCACAUGACACAACACAUUUCACCCACACAGAGAGCUGAAAUAGUGCGGAUUCUAUCCACCAUGGAUUCUCCAACUUCGGCAUAGAACUCUUGUCAUGAAGACCAUCAGAGAAUUGUUACUGUUGUCCUUCAAAUACUGUACUGUAUGGGGAGGAAAAAUUACAGAAAAACUGACCAAGUGCCGAAAGAGCUCAGGGCCCAGCAACAACCAGUAUGCUGGGAAUAGUGUAUAUAUAAUAUGUUAGUGAAGAAUAAUUUAUAAAAUUGUACUGUAGUGCUUUAUUUAUGUAGCAAAUUGUAGACAAAACUGGGUCAAAAUAUCUAUCUGACUGCUCUUGCAAGGUUAUGUUCAAAUGGGAUGUCCAAAGGGACAAGUGGUUGAUCAAAUCCAUUUGUCCUGUCUGUUAUAUGUUUAAUAGACUUACAACUGUUUUAAGAAAAAAAUUGUGAAGUGUUUCUGCAGUAUUAUACACAUCUUUCUUAUUUACUUCAGCUGAUAACUAUUUUGUAGAAGUAGCGCCAAAAGGCUGAUUUUAAUGUUUACAUAUUUAGUGUAGAGGAGGCUUUGAAAGGUCUGUUUACCUUAAUGAACAAUGCAAGAUUUGGUCAAAUAACGAUAUUCAACUAGAUUUAAUGUAAUGUGAAUUAUACGCAAGGAUAUUGAAAACAUAAGUAUUCAGCUUAUGCAUCAUCUAAUAGUGGAACAAAUUAAGUGAAUCGUUCUCAAUAUAGAAGCUAUAGUAACUAUGCCAACAAAAACCUACAACAUUUCACCUUUUUAUUGGUUUUCAUUGUCUUUUGUGAGGUAUUGCAAUUAACACCUUCAGUGCUAAAGGAGUAAAUGCAAAAUUGUAUGAUAGUGGUACUAAAAUGGUGGAUAUUGUUACUAAAACCAAUGACCAAAAGACAUAUUUUGAAAGCUGAGGAAGAAACCAUUUG